Messenger RNA from Penicillium mononematosum, 1695 nucleotides. RefSeq lists its product as uncharacterized. Gene Ontology annotation, molecular function: glycosyltransferase activity. NCBI's taxonomy places the organism in Eukaryota, Fungi, Ascomycota, Eurotiomycetes, Eurotiales, Aspergillaceae. The record is from RefSeq and is a predicted model, not a curated record. The transcript has 6 exons. Gene Ontology annotation, cellular component: cytoplasm. Bases 1 to 1695 code for a protein of 564 amino acids.
AUGGAUUCCAAUGGAGGAGCAGUCUACUGCACGCUUCUGUUGAGUGACAAUUACCUUCCUGGUGCUAUGGUCCUUGCCCAUUCCCUACGCGACAAUGGUACAAAAGCGCGGUUAGUGGCGCUAUUUACGCCAGACAGACUACAAUCGAGCACCAUCGACGAACUAAGGACCGUCUACGAUGAGUUGGUCCCAGUGAGCUCAAUGGUAAAUGACACACCAGCGAACCUGUGGCUCAUGGACCGUCCAGACCUGAUUGCAACAUUCACCAAGAUCGAGCUCUGGCGCCUGACGCAAUAUCAGCGGGUCGUAUACAUUGAUUGUGAUGUCGUAGCUCUCCGAGCCCCCGACGAACUGUUAUCGCUGGAAGCAGACUUUGCUGCCGCGCCUGACGUUGGUUGGCCGGAUUGCUUUAAUAGUGGAAUGAUGGUUCUUCGACCUAAUCUGCAGGACUAUUAUGCGCUAAGAGCGCUCGCCCAACGAGGUAUCAGCUUCGAUGGCGCCGACCAGGGUCUGCUGAACAUGCAUUUUCGGGACUGGCAUAGGCUAAGCUUCACGUAUAACUGCACGCCAAGUGCCAAUUAUCAGUACAUUCCCGCGUACAAGCAUUUCCAAAGUACCAUCAGUCUUAUUCAUUUCAUUGGUGCCCGGAAGCCGUGGAAUAUGCCCAGACAGAUUCUUCCGCUGGAGUCCCCGUACAAUCAGCUUCUAGGCCGGUGGUGGGCUAUCUAUGACAGACAUUAUCGUCUGCCAUUUAUUGAAGAGACGGCAUUGGUCCAAGGCGACCAAGUCCAUACCCCUCGACAUGACCGUGCCCCUCGUUAUGACAGCACCAUUCCUCAUGAGACACAGCGGACGCCUGAACAACAGCCCUACCAUAUUGAAGAACCAGCGAGCUUCCACGAUGGGUCACACCAAGUACCGCCAGUCGACCACAGCCAUCCAGAACCGCACCGCGAACAUUCUGCUCCUGCUGUUGUACGCCAUGCUGCUGUGCCUGUAUUGAGCAUGGUACCGCAGUAUGUUCGCGGAGAGGAGCAUAUCUCAACAUUUGUCUCGCCAUUGCCUCCUGCGCCAAUCACUUUCGCGCCUCAAGUGAGCCACGAAACGUACGAGACACGGAUACAGGCCCAGGCACAGAUGCAGACCCCGAACCAGACUCAGGCGCAGACACAGAUACACUACCCCGAUGGCCAUAUUCACCAACCACAGCCGCUGGCGCCGUGGGCCACCACCGGUCAACACGAAACCCGAAGGUUUCAGUUUACAACAGAAAACCUACAAUAUGUCGGAAGACACGCAUCUAUUCCAACCCCCGUCGUCCUCCCCGAGGCACCGAAAAACAUGUGGUAUGAGGUUCCAGCCAAACCGGAGCCCAAACCUUCCACGGUCUUCCCCUGGGAGCGCCAUGCUCCAAAACCCACCCGCGUCUUCGCCGAGGAGGCACCUGUGGAGUUGGUGGGAGCUCCCGUGAUACCUGAUGAACCGGAGCAACCUUCAGUCCCAAGCGAGUCAGCCCCUCCCGGACCCUCACCUUCCUACACUCGGGUACCGUUCGAACCCAGUGCCGAAUCUUGGCAAACAUACACCCGCUCCAACGCCUGGGAUGAGGACCCAGAGAUCCAGCGCUACAUUGAGACAAUCCAAGCACGGCGCACAAAAUCACAAGCGACAAGCCCGGGGGGCCCACUCCAAUAG